UCUGGGAACGUGAGAGGGGGGCUGAGGGGGGGGGGGGGCGGCUGUCAGUUGUUGGGGGCACUAGCGCUGUGUUUGCAGGACUGCUUAGAAAGAAGCCGCAUCCACGCCUAGAGACAACAUGUCUCACGCGUGGGGAUAUGCCGCUAAUAACGGUCCGGACAAGUGGUCAGCCAGUUUCCCCAUCGCCGACGGUCCGCGGCAGUCGCCCAUCGACAUCAAUCCCGGCCUGGCGUCGUACGACGGCGCGCUCAAGCCGCUCAGCCUCAACUACGACCCGGGCACCUGCUUGGACAUCCUCAACAACGGACACUCCUUCCAGGUGACCUUCAGCGAUGACACGGACAGCUCCGUUCUGACCGGCGGGCCCAUCUCGGGGGUGUACCGGCUCAAGCAGUUUCACUUCCACUGGGGGGCUUCUGACGACAAGGGCUCGGAGCACACGGUGUUCGGGAACAAGUACCCUGCGGAGCUUCACCUGGUGCACUGGAACACUAAAUAUGGCAACUUUGGCGAAGCUGGAAGCAAACCCGACGGACUGGCCGUGAUGGGAGUUUUCCUGCAGAUCGGUGAUGAAAACGCCAGUCUCCAGAAGGUUCUGGACGCCUUUGGUGCCAUCAAGACCAAAGGCAAGCAGACCACGUUCAAGGGCUUUGAUCCAAGCAGCUUGCUGCCCUCCUGCCUGGACUACUGGACGUAUGAAGGGUCCCUGACCACGCCCCCUCUGCUGGAGAGCGUCACCUGGAUCGUCUGCAAGGAUGCCAUUAGCGUCAGCUCGGCUCAGAUGGACAAAUUCCGCAGCCUGCUGUUCUCGGCCGAGGGCGAGCCCGAGUGUUGCAUGGUGGACAACUACCGCCCGCCGCAGCCGCUCAAGGGCCGCCAAGUGCGCACUUUCUUCCAGUGAACGCCCAACGCAAACUGUCACAAGUAAAGCAAUCGGACGUCAGGAAAUUUCCACCAAUAAUAUUUACUGCUAGCUCUCCUUGAGUCACAUGAUCAACGGGGCUUAGCUUGAUAGGCCGAGUAAAGUUGGAUGUUGAUGCUAAAAAAAAAAUUGUUUCAAAUCCAAACUCUGAUGGCGCACAUCUACUGCCAUAGUGCCCCCCCCCCCCCGUUUUGACCUCCACUCUAGCCACUUUCUCCUACCUCCUUUUAGCUCACGUGUCUCCCCUCCGUCCAAUAUUCCUUCAUGGAAUUGUGUUUGUGUCCUGUGGAGCACUUACCGUUUUUUUCCAUGUAUAAUGCGCCCCCAUGUAUAAUACGCACCCUAAAAAUGGCAUGUUGAUGCUGGAAAAAAGCCUGUACCCAUGUAUAAUACGCACCCAAAUUUUGACUCCUACUUAAGUCCGUGAACGUAAAAUUAUUUCAGAAAAAAGAUCAUCUUUAGGAACAACCGGAUGUUAUUCUCCCGGUCAGUAUCACUGCGCAUGCGCUAGCAUACUCAAUAGUGAAGAAAUGUUUCGUAUUUGUGUAGGGUACAUUGUGACAGCAAACGAGCAGGUGAUCGAGCAAGCGUCUGAUACGAGAGCAUUGUGUUCGUAUGGAGCGUGUUUGAAGUGAACAGCAGAAAAGAAAGCGCAUCUGUAAUGGCGGCCUCCGUAUGAUAUCCGGAUUUAAAAAAAAUAAAUAUAUUUUUUGUACCCAUGUAUAAUGCACACCCCAGAUUUUAGGACGAUAAAUUAGUUACAUUUUGCGCAUUAUACAUGGAAAAAAACGGUAUCAGACGUCUCUUUACCGAACCUACAAAUGUUCUGUGUCCUCCUGUGUUGGAAACAAAUUGAAAUGAAUUGUUGUGUUGAAAACAAAAGCGUGCAAUUGAGAUAAUUUAAAAAAAAAAGUUGCAAGGAAGAAGACGAGAAGGGGCCAAGAGAUAAGAUGUUCAGGCACUUUAUUUGAUCUCUGUAUUUCUGAACUGAUGUUCCAAAGAGAGAUUGUAAUUCAAUUUUUUUCAUGACAAAUCAGAUGCCUUAUUUUUUAUAUUUUGAUUGACGCCAGUGGUUGUUAAGCCCUGUUCAGAAAUUGUCUGUCUUAUUGUUAUUCUACAGUUACAUAAAAGUUGUGAAAAGA
Messenger RNA from Syngnathus typhle (broad-nosed pipefish), 2064 nucleotides. Its product is annotated as carbonic anhydrase 1-like. Gene Ontology annotation, biological process: carbon dioxide transport. The record is from RefSeq and is a predicted model, not a curated record. The transcript is spliced from 7 exons. Gene Ontology annotation, molecular function: carbonate dehydratase activity; zinc ion binding. Lineage: Eukaryota; Metazoa; Chordata; Actinopteri; Syngnathiformes; Syngnathidae. The coding region runs from base 119 to 901 and encodes 260 amino acids. Gene Ontology annotation, cellular component: cytoplasm.